AUGGAGACGAACGUCGAACCAGCGGUUACCGUCAUGUCUAAGUCCGCAAACCCUAGCGAGAUCUCGUUCCUCGACUUGCCACCGGAGGCCUGUAACAGAGUGUAUAGUCUGAUAUUUGAGCAUGCCGACCCGCUGCGCAUUACCGGCUACGGAGCUCGCCGUCUCUAUCGCCAUACGGACGACCAAAACAGCACACUAAGCGACUUCGAGCCAUCUGACCUCAUCUACGUCACCCAACAAGGGCUCUCCCUCUUCUUAACUUGCCACCAACUGCAUAAGGAGGCAGCUUCGGCUUUCUACUCCAACAAUUCUUUCGCAAUUACGAAAGAACGUGUUGCUCGUGUUUGUGGUCAUGACAACCACGGAGACUUCAUCGGAGUAGGGGUGCACCAAUGGCUUCGCCGUCUCGGAUCCCACGUCCACUUUAUUCGAAGGAUACUUAUCGAUAUGAACACUAUCUGCCCUGCCGACUGCUUUGAGAGUAAGACUGGACUCUGCUCUCGAUUUAUGAAGGAGGAAGACGGCUGGCUUGACUUUGGGCCUCUGCUGCGAGCGGUCUGGGACUUGGACAUGGCGGUCGACAUUUCUGUGGUGCAGCCCAUGGGAGCGGCUCAUGAGGCCGUGGUACGCAAGCAUAUCCGCGAUCGAAACGUAACUUACGAGCCAGUCACCGCCUGCAAUGCUGCCUCUCUGACGGAUGUAGUUCGAUCACUGUGUAAAGACGAGCUGGAACUGAAGAAAUAUGGUCGGCAAAUUAGCACCAUAGGAUUAGCCAGGGAUGGCUCCGGUGGCGUCAUCCACUUCGAUAAGACGCAUUGA
Trematosphaeria pertusa is the source of this 819-nucleotide messenger RNA. RefSeq lists its product as uncharacterized. The record is from RefSeq and is a predicted model, not a curated record. NCBI's taxonomy places the organism in Eukaryota, Fungi, Ascomycota, Dothideomycetes, Pleosporales, Trematosphaeriaceae. The coding region runs from base 1 to 819 and encodes 272 amino acids. The transcript has 2 exons.